AUGAAUGGCAACUGGCAUAAUGGCAACGGAGGCGGGCUCCCGUUCAGAAGGCCUCCUCCCACAGUGGAUGAGGCCCUUCCGUACUCGCCCUUUACCUCCAUCAUCCCCUUCUCGCCCGACAUGAUACCCUUUCCGACCGCCGAACCUCCUACCCCACCCUCCACCUUGAACCUCGAGCAACAGAAGGCUGCGAAGAAGGCUGUGGGAAUCUUGAACGCAGAGAUCGAAGGCCAGUCCACCGCCCAGCAUCUACACGAUACCCUCAAUCAGCUUCGUAACCUUUUGCUUCGCGACAAACUGCCAGAGUAUCACUUCAAGCCUAUGCCACAACUAGCAACCCCUCCACCCGACAGUCCUGUCAAGGGCACCAACGGAGACACUCCCAAAUUUCUAUCUGCGUUGAGCCCUUUUGCGCGCAAGCUCUAUGAACAGACGGAUGUAGCAUUUACAGCACCGAGUGUCAAGCCACUCGAACAACCUCGAAAAGAAUACGCUCCUUCCCGAAACGCUCCUCCCAGAAACGAUCCUCCCCGAAUUGCUCCUCCUCCUCUUCCUCCACAACAGGCUCGCGUAGCAGCCCCACAGCCGCCUGCCACCCCCAACGGCCAUGCCUACGCACAAAACGCAGACUUACCAUAUUCGUCGAGCGCUCUUUCAUCAGUUCCCAGCAGCACACCCAUACGACCUCCCGGCCCGGCCGUUAUGAUAAAGCCAAAAGCCGUCCCACGCGGAGACUACACGUUCAUUGACAAUAUCGACAUAGGAAAUUUGUCUCAAAAGAAGGAAGACAACCGAGCCGAGGGUGGCGCCACAGUUUUAAGACCUCACGAACGGGAGAUCGCUGACGGCAAGAUUGACGUGCUGGACUCUUUAGUCACCACUUUGACCGAAGACAAGGAUGAUCUGGACGGCUCACUGCAUUUUACCAAAGUCAUGACUCCUGAUGGCGAAUUCAGCGUGCUCAAGUCCCGGUCCAUGGAUAAUCUUUCCGAAAAGAUGUCUGGUGUAGUCAGUCUUGGUCGCUUCAAUGUGCUUCCUGUAGAUUUGGCCAUGCAGAUACAAUCGCUCCUGCACCCGGCUGUCGUAUCAACUACCAAGAAUGGGCUCUUUCCCCAGGAGGAGGCUAAUUUGGAGCUUACGGAGAGCAUUGCAACAGCCAAAUUUGCACUGAAAUCAUCCAAACUUCUACUAGAAACCAUGAUCGAAGGUCGCGAUGACUACCGAAUGCGACGAGAGGACAUUAUUGAUACCAUUGUCGAUCUUACGAAGCUGAUCAAGGACGCCUGCAUCAUUCCUGUCGUCCGAUCUCGACGGUUUGGCGAGGCUCAAGAUCUGUUCAAUGCAGCGUCAGCUCACAGGCAAGACCUACAGAUGGUACUGCGACUGUGUGGAGCCGUUCUGACCCGUUUUGCUACGCUCAUCGGCAAAUACAACCUGUCGGACCGAGCACUCAAUACCUUGGAGUAUCUGACACUGGAACUACUGGUGGAGCAGAACAGCGAUAAUGAGAAAGACUCCGUGUUCAGUAUCAAGAAGUUUGAACAUUUUCGACAGAAAGCCAUGGAUGUUCUUGCCCAAAUCUUCGCUCGCCACCCAAGCCAACAAUCAUCUAUUCUGGGAGGUAUUAUCAGCAAUCUAGAAAAGCUGCCUGACAAGAAGGCGAGUGCGAGGCAGUUUUUGUCGGCUCGGGAAGUUCCUAUCAUGACUAUAUCUGCGCUGUUCAUGCGAUUCGUUCAGGUAGUCGCAACAAAUUCGAGCACUCGUACUGUGUCGCAAACAGACAACGCGCUCGCAGACAUGGUCGAGGACGAUGUUAGCGAUUAUGAGCCUGGUCAGGCACUCUCCAGGGACUCAAAGAGAGGAGGUGGCAGCGAACCGCCAGCGGUAACUGCUCAAAAACUGAACAUGACCGCCGCCAACAUAGCCUCAUACAUCGUAACACAACUUUGCGAGAAGGCAUCGAAUACCUCCAAGUCGGGUGACAAACCAUUCCGCAACCUCCUGGAUCUGUUCGUGGAUGAUUUUUGUAAUGUCCUUGGUUCUCCCCAAUGGCCGGCUGCUGUCAUGCUAUUGCAAAUGCUCUUAGUCCGCAUGCGAACCAUACUCCAGGACGACCAAGCGACCAAGCAUUCUGUAGUCGACAAAGACAUGGCACUCACAACCAUGGCAAGGAUCGGAUGCGGCGUGAUCGACUUUAGAGAUCAACUCAAGAAGAUGAGGCAAAGACUGGACAUCUCGCAGUCAGAUCUGUCUUCACGACUAGAUCGUCUCGUGAACGAUGCCAUGAGUGAAGACAUCAAAGAGAGGGUUAACGAUGUAGAUUUGCUAGCUUUUGAUGGUCCAUAUCGCAUGGUUCUUGAAUCUUUGGUUGACUACCUCGAUUUGCGACCUUCUCAAGAAGACCCACAUUUACAGGCUGCGACUGGUUUUUAUGUCAGUUCGUGGCUGACGGCUGUCGUCAAGACAUUUCCCGAGGGAGAUGAGGGUCAUAGACCUCAAGCAAUCACAACUGUUCAACAAUGUCUGGAAAGCAUGGUUGCAGACCCCAAAUGGCUCGCUCAAAAGUACAAAUUCCAAUCUGUAUCGGAUGAUCAGAGCAAGCUAGCCGCUGGUGUCAUCACUUUACAAAGCCAGGUGUGCAGGUACCUUUCGCAGAUUGUCAAUCAAAUGCAGAUCUAUGCUCGGGACAAGAGCUCUUCGAAGCUCCGAACAAGGGGGACAGCAGGACUACAACAACUGCUGGACAAAGACUCUCGAGUCAUCUCCGACGAGCAUGUUAUCAACAUGAUUCCAUCACUAAGAGACAGUUCACCAAUGGUUCGAGAGGCGACACUAUCGCUUCUUUCGAACUGCCUGGCCAAAGAACCAUCUCUCGAACGACAUGUUCUGCCACAGAUUCUGGAGAUGACUACAGAUCCCUCAAAUGGCCCCAAGAAGAAGGCUAUCAAGCUGCUCAAAGAAAUAUAUCUCCGCUCUACUUCAAAGCAGGUCAGGCUGAAGAUCGCUGCCCCGCUACUUCUACCUUCACAGGAUGAUGAAAACGCCAUUUCCGAACUGGGUCGCAACGUUCUUGAGGAGAUAUGGUUAACCUCGGCAAAUGCCAAUGUCAAGCCCGAUGACAGUCAGCACAGGCUCAAUCGUGUCCAGCGAGCCGCCUUCAUGGUAGAUCUCUUGGAGUCUGUUGAGAAAAGCACAAUACAUCUAGAAGCCUUUGAGAAGUUCUUUGUUCACUGUCUAUCACCCGAAGCUAAAGGUCCGGCUGCCAACCUCAAGAUCUGUGGACAGCUGGUUGCGGACUUAGUGGACGAAGUCAUUGACCCCGGAAAUGGCACAGAUACCAAGUCUCAAGCACGCGUCAUGAACACCCUCAGCGUUUUCGCGAAAAUUCGACCGACCCUGUUUACGGUCGAUCACUUGCGGCAUUUAAAGCUAUACAUCAAGACUAUCGUCAACAACGACGACGUAGCCCUUGUGCGACCGACGGUCGUCAUCUUCCGGCAUGUCUUGCCGACACUUCCACCCCUUCAACACGCUUUCGCAGAAGAGAUCCGAGCAAGUCUGAUGCGCAAUGUUCCCAAGCUGGCCAAGUGCGCAUCGAUGGCUUGGCCCACAAGCAGAGAGACGCUUCUUGAUGUCAUCCACUGCCUGUGGGCAAUCAGCGAAAUGCCGGGUAUGGACGCUGACAAGAUUUUUGCUACAGUUUGCUCCGUCAUUUGCAACCUUCGACCACUCCUGGCCUCAACAAAGGAGCAAGCAGCUGAAAACAAUGAUCGCAUCCUGUCCUACCUCAUCUUGCUUGGCGCUUUCGGUCAAGUUUGUAGUCUUGAUCGACAGGCUGAGUCUUUCAUCACCAAGCUUCGUACUUUCAUCAGUAGGAAUGAGGCCGUGAAGAAGCAGAUGGAGCCGUUGUUGAACCAGAAGAACCCUCCCCCUCCUUCUCUCCUACUGUUAGAUACCGUUCGACCUUUUACUAUGCAAACUUGGGAGCUCAAAUUUCGCGAGCAAGCCUUGCAAAGCAUGGGUGGCAUAUGCCAGCAGUCGCCAGAGCAUUUCAUGCGUGGUGAAGUGGAGAAAGUAGUCAAGCUUGUCUUUAUCAAUGAAGGGAACGACUCUCUUAGGCACAUCGCAUUGUCUUUCUUCAGACAGUUCUUCUCUGUCGCUGAGCGGCGCUCUGAAACCGGCGCGCAGAUUGCAACGGGCAAAGGAGCUGCCAAUGGCUCGGCGCGCCUGGAAACAUCAUUUACUGCUACAGGGAAUGACCAUGCCACACUGCAUCUGGCGCAGAAAUUUCUGGAAUAUUUCGUGAAAGCGGCGUUGGAGAAUAAAAACGAUUCUGCCGUCAUUGCCACAGACAUCAUUGCCAGUAUUAGUCGACAAGGUCUCGUCCACCCGAAGGAAUGCGGUGCUGCACUUGUCGCUCUAGCGACCUCACCAAACCCAAGCUUGGCUCGAGUUGCAGCGGAUGAGCACAGGCGCAUACACGAAAAGCAAGAGUCGUAUCUGGAAAAGGAAUACAUGCAGGCCAUAUACAUGGCUUUCAAGUAUCAAUUGAACAUGUUCAACGAUCCUCACGGCAUGGUCGAAGCCACGCACACUCCGAAGCUUGCAAAGCUGUUUGAGGCAUUGAAGACGGGCAAGAAAGCAAGCCUCAAAAAGUUCAUCACCAACUUUUGCAAACAAGUUGACUUCGAUCUUGCAAAGCUGGAUGUUAAUGGUACCAUACCGGAAGCCAUCUUGUAUGCCCGUUUCUGCUUGGAAAACCUGGCCUUGCUCGACUUUCCUCACCAAGAAGAGCUUGCUGUGUUUCUUAAUGCGGUUGAGGCAAUGGUUCUGAACACUACAGGGCCCGCUAUUGGAGUUGUCAUUGCCGACGAACUUCCAAAGCAAUACAUGAAUGUGGCGCAACCUCCGCCUCAGGAUAUAUUCCAACAACAAAUGCUAGAAGCUAAUGGUAUAAGUGAGAUGCCACCCAUGUUGCCAGCUGCAGUUCCGACGGCAUCUCAACUUGCCCCUCCAGUAAUCGACGAUGGCAGGCUUCGUCAGAUUACCAUAGCUUGCAUGAUCCUGCAGAUGGUAUGGGAGACUCGCACCUUCGUUCGACGAUGCUACUCAGUGAAGAGUAACGCACCCAUUUCGCAGAAAGACUAUAUCAAACCUGCACAUCGUAACAAUCUCGUUACCGGCAAGGAAAUCUGGGAACGCUUCCAAACAAUCAUGCGCGCGCUCGACAGCCGUGAGAGCAUGGUGAAACAAUGCUACGACUUUGCAGACUUGCUGGACAUUGAUCGCGAGACCUUUAUCGACGCCGAAGGAGAUGAUACACUUGGUGCAGGGUAUGAGACGCCAAAUGAAAACGGCGAGGACGGUACGCCAUUGCCUACUAGCGGUCGCGGCAGAAAGAGGAAGAGCAAUGUUAGCUUAGGUAAUACACCGAAGAAGGCAAGGAGACCUUCUGGAUCGAAGAAGAAGCGGAACUCUAGGACACCGGAUGGUGAUGGCGACUCAGAUUAG
This is a messenger RNA of Alternaria atra, 5511 nucleotides long. RefSeq lists its product as uncharacterized. Gene Ontology annotation, cellular component: Scc2-Scc4 cohesin loading complex. Gene Ontology annotation, biological process: establishment of protein localization to chromatin; regulation of gene expression; replication-born double-strand break repair via sister chromatid exchange. Lineage: Eukaryota; Fungi; Ascomycota; Dothideomycetes; Pleosporales; Pleosporaceae. The record is from RefSeq and is a predicted model, not a curated record. The transcript has 5 exons. The coding region runs from base 1 to 5511 and encodes 1836 amino acids. Gene Ontology annotation, molecular function: chromatin binding.